Messenger RNA from Insectozyma verbasci, 564 nucleotides. The record is from the annotation of a GenBank genome assembly. NCBI's taxonomy places the organism in Eukaryota, Fungi, Ascomycota, Pichiomycetes, Serinales, Debaryomycetaceae.
AUGGCCGAUAAUAUACCAAUUACUGCAAUUGAAAUAACUGGUAGUACUAUAGAUCCAAAAUGUAAUGAAAGAUUACAUUUAUAUCCAAAAGAAAGAAUCGAAGCUAUAUUGACGACUACUGGUUUGGUCGGUUUAGCUAUUGGUUUAUAUGACGGUGUUAAAAUUUCAUCAGCUAGAUAUUUAGCAGAAAAUGCUCAUAGAUUACCUACGAAAGUUGGUGGUUGGUAUUUUUAUCAUAAGAAAAAGAAUUAUGUUAUGAUUACUCAAUCAUUGAAAUUUGGUAUUAAAUCUUGUAUAAAAUAUUCUUUACCACUUGGUUGUUUUGUUAGUUUAGAAUAUUUAUUUGAUUUAAUACGAGGUAAUACUAUAGAUUUUUUAAAUACUACAGCUUCUGCAUUUAUAAUAUCGAGUGGGUAUUGUGCUUAUAAUAAAUUAGCAAUAACACAAGCUCGAACUGCAGUUUUGAAAGGUAGUUUAUUUGGUUUGGGACUAGGUUUAAUACAAGAUUAUUUAAUUCAUAAAAGAGGUGGAAAAAUUUGGUAUAUUGAUAGAUUUAAUAUAUAG